This is a messenger RNA of Racocetra persica, 849 nucleotides long. The record is from the annotation of a GenBank genome assembly. Lineage: Eukaryota; Fungi; Glomeromycota; Glomeromycetes; Diversisporales; Gigasporaceae.
UACCUUAAUAAAAAAUUCGACGUUAACGUUCCAUUUAUACUUAUGAACUCAUUUAAUACUGAAGAUGAUACCAUGCGCAUCCUCAAAAAAUAUGGAAGUCACAAGAUUGAUAUUCUUACAUUUAAUGAGUCGCGUUGCCCUAGAAUUAACAAGGAGUCUCUAUUGCCAAUGCCUCAAACACCAACUAGUGAUAUCAGUCAAUGGUACCCUUAUGGUCAUGGUGACGUGUUUGAAUCCAUGCUUAACUCUGGAAUAUUAGAUCGGUUAAUUGCUGAAGGAAAAGAAUAUAUUUUUAUUUCCAAUGUUGACAAUCUCGGUGCUGUAGUUGACCUAAAUAUUCUUCAGUACAUGGUGGAUAAUGACUCUGAAUUCAUAAUGGAAGUUACUGACAAAACAAAAGCUGAUAUUAAAGGUGGUACGCUUAUUGACUACGAGGGUACCAUUCGAUUACUGGAAGUAGCUCAAGUUCCUGCGGAACAUAUUGAAGACUUUAAGUCAAUCAAAAAAUUUAGAAUAUUUAAUACUAAUAAUUUGUGGAUCAGUUUGAAAGCUAUAAAACGCGUUACUGAAGAAAAGGAGCUUAAUUUGGAAGUCAUUGUUAACAACAAAACACUUGAAUCUGGUGUAAAAGUAAUUCAACUUGAAACUGCUGUUGGUUCUGCUAUCAAGCAUUUUAAAAACGCUUAUGGUGUAAACGUACCACGAAGUCGUUUCUUACCUGUUAAAUCUACCACAGAUCUAUUUCUUGUAACUUCUGAUUUAUACUCGCUCAAUCAUGGUGCAUUAACAAUGAACCCUAAACGACUCUCUCAAACGGUACCGCUGGUGAAGUUAGGUGAUGAGUUUAAG